UCGCGGGCGUCUAUUUGUCACUGGAGCCCCGACCACCGCGAGUCAGUGCGAAGUCUUUCAGAUCCAUUUCAUCCGGAAACCGUCGCUCCUUUCUGCAUUCUUGAAGCUAGAGGCUGUAUUCUUGUCACUUGUAUUCGUUUUUCUGUGCUCUAUCAAUCAACUAUCAAUCGUCAAAUCUUGUGUAUCCAUAAUCUAUGGCUAGAGGCAACCAUCGUGGACGAGGAGGAGGCUCGAGGGGUUCCCCACAUGGACAGUCAUCUUCUGAUAGAGGCGGUCGUGGAGGAGGAAGGGGCAGAGGACGUGGGCGGGGACGAGGUGAUGCGCCCAACUUCGGCGGUGGUGGUGGAGGCAGAGGCGGUGCGGCCUACGCGGAUGACCUCGAUUUCCCUGUGCAGAUGUGGCCAGACCAUUUGACAUACAAUGGAACUGUGAGAGGUCGGGGACGAGGACGAGGAUCCUAUCCUGGCUCAGGCCACGACAGCCCCGCUGCUAGGGGCACAGACAGACCUCGUGGCAGGAACUCAUUCAGAGGCCGCGGGCGAGGCGAAUCCCACGACACAUAUAAUACCCAUGGGCGUGGACGCCCCAGCAGAGGCCAACUCGAUUCUAAACUACGGGCGGGCGUACCAUUGUCGAGCUUAUUGAAUGAGGAUAGGCCUCUGCUCAAACCCAUCGUAUUCGUGCGCUCCGUCCAUACGGCUACGCUCUUCCAAGAAGAGGAAGAGAUCUUGCAGCCCAUCGUGGAGGCUGUAGCUGAUGACGAGAAGAGCCAUGUACCAACUGCAGAUCAAGUGUCGCGGCAUCUAGAAGAGAUAGACUUUGCCGACGUAGGCAAACUUCAAGCAGAGGUUGAUGCAAUCGCAUCUACGAUGUCCAUCGAAGAAUCAGACUUUCGCUGGCUUUUCGUCGACACUACUCCUACACCAGUGGCAGCUCGACCCCAUCAUACAGCGAUGACCGAUCGGAUCGAGGGUGCGCUCGGAGAGGACGAAGAGAUCAUCGUAUAUGUCGCCCCCCACCCCCGCUUGAGUCGGGCGACAACGCCGGCUCCUGUGGCGGAGACGGUAGAGACCAUUACGAUGACCUCUAUCCUCACCGGGCGCCAGCUCACCAAGAGCCAUGAAACCCAUACAUCAGCAUCCACCCCACUCCCCAGUGUCCCAGAGGGCACAAUACCACCGGAGGUGCCGUCUGCCUCCCAGAAUGUGCAGGAAGUUGCCGAGGCGACACCGACAACACCGCAACCUACCGAACUUCCCAGCGUUCCCUCACCCCCACCCUUCGAAGCCAUCUCCUUUUCGUUCGAGAGCUCCAGCCGGAAGAAGCAGACACGGAAAUUGUUCCCCCGCUCGAAGAAGGCGCGGCGGCGCACGCCCAGGCGCUUCGGCGCGUUCGGCGCGCUCGCGUCGGAGGCGCAGGCGCAGCGCGAGGGCAGGGAGCGCGACCCGCGCGAGUCGGAGCAGCGCCGCGGCGAUUCGGACGUCAACUUUGGCGAUACGAGCGACGAGGACAUCGAGCAAGUGUCGAAUGGCAUCGGGGCGAUGGAGCUGGACGCGGAGAUCUCGGUGGACGCGAUGAAGAGCUUUGUGCAGAGUAUGAAUGCGGAGGGGUCGAGGCAUAUUACGAUGGACGACAUUGCAGAUGGGGAGCGCAUGCGCGCAGAAGACGAGCAGGGAGCGACGCCGACGAGUUCAAGAGGGAGUGACGGCGAGAGCGAGGAAGACGAUGCUCAACACAAGGAUGAGGAACUGGAAGGAGCACUCGCCGCCGAGGAGCGCGCGCUGAUUGGCGAGGAGAGUGAGGAGGAAGACGAGGAUGAGUCAUCCGACGAGGAAGAUACACCAAGGGCUGGGUUCCGAGCAAGACUAGCGAGGAUGCGCGCGAGAGACAAUGGUCGGGGCAAGGGCAAGGGCAAAGCUCGACAAGUGGACGACUCCAGCGACGAAGACAUGGACAACGUGGCAUUGGCCGAUGAGGACGAGGCCUUCAUCGCUGAAAUACAGGAGAUGCUGGAUGCCAACGUCCAUAUACUAUCUAACAGAGACAAGAAGGGAAAGAAGAACUCGUUCCGAGCGAUCGAAGACGACAUUGUUAGUGAUGACGACGAGUCUGCUGCGAUGAUGACCCCAGCCGCCCGAAGAAAGGACAAGCACGUUCCUCCAGAAUUGAAAGACCAGUGGGAGAAAGACCGGCAGAAGAAAGCCGAGAACAAGCGCAAACGCAAGGAAGAUAUGAUCGCAGUCGCCGCCGACCCGCUCGCGGUGCACAAGGGUGGCAAGAAGGGCAGAAAGGCGAUGCUCGCCGCCGCCCGGCUCGAGCAACACAUGGAGGUGGAGAACCGCAUCGUCGACUUUGUGUCGCUCGAGGCGCAGAUACGGCGGUUCAUCGAAGACAUUGGCGACAAGAGCACAAUGGCGCUCCCGCCUUGUGACAAGGAGACGCGGAAGAAGAUACACGAGCUCGCGGACGCGUUCAACCUGAAGAGCCAGAGUAAAGGCACAGGGCGGGGUCGGUACACGACGCUCAUCAAGACGUCGAGAAGUGGAGUUCGGAUCAACGAGAAGAAGAUCGGGCGGAUUACGAAGACGAACAAGGACAGCACCUGGGGCGCGCCCUGGCAGGGCAAGGGCAAGGGCAAAGCGGGACAGUCACUCGCGAAGCAUCGUGAAGGAGAGGAGGUUGGCAAGGCUGCACCCAAGAUCGGCGAGUCGAACGUAGGCUUCCGCAUGCUUGCGGCGAUGGGCUGGGCAGAAGGAGAAAGAAUUGGGCUGUCUGGUGGGUUGGAUGCACCACUGACGGCGAAGAUGAAGAAGACGAAGCUGGGUCUUGGUGCAACGAUGUAAAACGACUUCGCGUAAGUUAUGUACUAGAUGUUGCCGCCGUACAUGUAGUGAAUGCAGAUUCGAUGAGUGGAUACACUUAUUGGAGGUUUGGUAUGCGGUGGAUAUGUUGCUCCUGACUUUCAUAGUCAUGACAAGGACUGCCUUCGACUUAUCACACUAGCAAAUUUGUUUCAUCCCAAAUCCAAAUGUAUUCCGAGCGGGUGUCAAAC
This is a messenger RNA of Fomitopsis serialis, 3052 nucleotides long. RefSeq lists its product as uncharacterized. Bases 195 to 2843 code for a protein of 882 amino acids. The record is from RefSeq and is a predicted model, not a curated record. The transcript is spliced from 9 exons. Gene Ontology annotation, molecular function: nucleic acid binding. Lineage: Eukaryota; Fungi; Basidiomycota; Agaricomycetes; Polyporales; Fomitopsidaceae.